GACUCGACGCGAGCUAGGCGGAGAAGGAGGAUGCACGGCAAUUAAGUUUUAAGAAAAAUGGGCCUGCUAGGAUUCUUCAGACGACUGAGGAAGGCAUCCCGCAAGCAGAGCAUACGUGUCCUCCUUCUUGGUCUGGAUAAUGCUGGCAAGACGACCAUCGCCAUGAGCCUCUGCCAGGAAGAGAUCACUGACGUCAACGCCACUCUGGGCUUCAACAUCAAGAAAAUGAAGGCAAAUGGGGUGGAACUUAAUUUGUGGGAUAUUGGAGGUCAAAGACGGCUCCGCCAGUAUUGGGAGAACUACUUUGAUAACACUGAUGUCUUGCUAUAUGUGAUCGAUAGUUCAGAUACUAAAAGAUUGGAAGAAACGGGCGAGGAGCUGGCCCACCUUCUGGAAGAGGAGAAGCUGGGCGGAGUGCCGCUGCUGGUGUUGGCAAACAAACAGGACCUGGUGGGCGCGGCCCCUCCUGAUGAGAUCGCAGAGGGGCUCAACCUACACACUAUCAGGGAUAGGGUGUGGCAGAUCCAAGCAUGCUCGGCCAUCACCAAGGAGGGCAUUGAGAAAGGAAUGGACUGGCUGGUGAAAGUAGUCAAGAAGUGAUCACAGGAUGAUCAUGACUACUCAAGAUAACAUCAGUGAAGCAUUCAGGUAUUUUCAGAGUAUUUUACAGAGGUGCUCAAAUCAGCUAUGUAUAAAUAAAGGACAUAUAUAUAUAUAUGGCUGCAUGAAAAAUUGUAUGAAAUUGAAGCUACAUGUACAUGAACAUGUGAUAGAAAAAGUAUACCAUACUUUUAUCACAAUUUUCCUUUAAAUUAUUAAUUUUUAAAUGUUAUUGAUGUGUGCUGAGUAAUGAAGUGCUAUUUCACUCAGAAAACUGACAGCCUUCCAGUAAUAUGAUCAACUGGUCCAUGAACAAUUGUCUUUAUUGAGCAGCUGAAAUAUUGUGUGUUUUUUCUUUUGCAUAAACAAAGAUUAUAAAUCAAUGAAUUAUUACCGUUUCAAUCUAGUUAUUCUUAAAUAUAAAUUUGUAACCUUCCAUACAAACUGGAUUGUUUUUUGGUUAACCUUCAACUUUUCCACUUUAGAGAAUGUUGUCUGAAGUAUUUUUAUGAACAUACUUGUGUAUUUAUUAUUUAUUCACAACCAUUAAAGUAAAACUCUAAUAAAGAAAGUAAAGAAAUCUGGAGUCAAUUGUGGAAAUGAUGUUUGGUGUUAUAAGUAGCUUUAUAUGUAUGAGACCCAAAAUGCAUGCUUUAUGGGGGAUGUAUUUAAACUAUCAGUUUCUUUAAAAAAAAUCGGGGUUUAUGUAAUCAUGAAGAAUACACUGAUUUCCCCAUUUCUCAGUGGGCUGAGAAUGGCUAUAACAUGCAUUUUAUGUUGUUGAAAUUAUGCCAAAAAAGGCCUCCUUUGAAUAUCAGUUAUGUAUAUUGUUAUUUUGUAGAUAUUUCAAAGCUGUCAUAAUAUAUAUAUAUUUAAGAGUUUGAAUGUACAUAGUAUUCAAAGUGCUGAUCAAAUUUUUAGCUAAUAAGCCUUUUCUGUUACAGAAAAAAAAUGUUAUUGAUGUAAAUUUUUGAUAUGUGAUGAAAUUCUCAGAGAAAUAUUUUAUUGGAAACAUUGCCUAAUUCUGAAAUGUACUGAAUUGCCACAUUUAUUGAUGUAGCAAGUAACCGUCCAUGAGAUUACCAAAAGAAGAGGUACAGUACCUGCCUAGCUUUUGCUGCCUAUUAUCAUUGUCUGUAUUUGUAAGAUUGACAGACUGCAUAGAAAUCCAAGAUAUGAAUUGUUGAAAGCAUUCCAUGAAAUUAGAAGUACAUUGAUGAAAUUUGACGCAUAUCAUUUUACUUUGAUGAUUGGACAUUUAAAUUGGUACUCCAAUGGGGCUAUCAAAUUUUAAAAGAAAUGAUCAAAUAUAUUUAUAAUCUUUUAUCGUGAUAUACUGGAUGAUUACUAGUGUGUGUACAGGACAUGAACUUAGAGAAUAAUAAUUCUUACCAGCUGACUGUAACUUCUUGAUGAAAAGUUCUUGUUUUCGUCAUUGAGUAAUGAUAUCAGAACAAACAAUGACUAACUGUACUUUUUUGAAUUAAUGAGCUAAUAAUAUGAUUAGGUUAAUUACUGGACGGGUGUAUUAUACAGAAUCACCCUAGCAUGGGAAGCUAAGUUGGAUUUUUGUCUCGUCAAUAUUAUGUUAUGCCUUGCCUAACAAUGCCAUUGUUAUACAUGUAUGUAUUUUCUAUAUUAAUCUGACCUUUUCAAGUGACUAAUUAAUCCUGUUUUGAGAGAUUUAAUGAAAACCUUGAAUUUAUUGCCUUGGUAAGCUCUCUGAAUAGCAGAUGCAUCCUGUAUUUCUAUGAGGUUUUUUAAUAAUUUUAAUGAUACUGCCAUUAUUUUUUAAGUAUAAUAGAAAAGGAUAAAUUGUUAUUAGUCUGAUAGAUUCAUAUCCACUUUUAGACUUCUUUUUAAUUAUAGUCCCCACCAAAGGUUUUUUUUUUUUUUUUUUUUACUUAGAUGAUGGUGAUUUCUGGUAAUGAAGAAACACUGGAAUGAAAUUUAAUGAAUACAUUCUUAUUUUGUUCAUUAUUAUUAUCAUCAGGGCUGUGCACAAUUAUGUUUUAAUUACAUUGUGUCCAUAUAUUCAGUGAAAAAAGACAGUGGUUUUAAUCUUGCACCGGUCAAAUAGUCUCAUUCAAAAUGUCGGCUGAGCCCAAUAUCCACUUUAUAGCACUUCAGUUUUACCAUCCUUUAGAAGACAACCCCCCCCCCCC
Molecule: messenger RNA, 2765 nt
Organism: Strongylocentrotus purpuratus (purple sea urchin)
Lineage: Eukaryota; Metazoa; Echinodermata; Echinoidea; Camarodonta; Strongylocentrotidae
Product: ADP-ribosylation factor-like protein 3
Exons: 5
Coding region: 58-600 (180 amino acids)
Biological process (GO): cilium assembly
Cellular component (GO): cytoplasm; microtubule cytoskeleton
Molecular function (GO): GTPase activity; GTP binding
Source: RefSeq, a predicted model, not a curated record